Molecule: messenger RNA, 814 nt
Organism: Pistacia vera
Lineage: Eukaryota; Viridiplantae; Streptophyta; Magnoliopsida; Sapindales; Anacardiaceae
Product: alpha-L-fucosidase 1-like
Exons: 3
Coding region: 1-792 (263 amino acids)
Biological process (GO): fucose metabolic process; glycoside catabolic process
Cellular component (GO): lysosome
Molecular function (GO): alpha-L-fucosidase activity
Source: RefSeq, a predicted model, not a curated record
AUGAUUAUGACUAAGUUAUUGUGUUUUUUACUCACAAUAACGUUGUUUCAACUAUUAGAAUUGGCUAUUUCUCGACGUGAGCAAGUUACAACACCACCAUUGCCUGUUUUGCCACUUCCAUCUUAUACUCAACUUAAAUGGCAACAAAGAGAGAUCAUAAUGUUCUUCCACUUUGGAGUUAACACAUUCACCGACUCUGAAUGGGGCACUGGGAAAGAAAACCCGGCUAUUUUCAAUCCAAUCGGGCUCGAUGCCAACCAGUGGAUCAGUGCAGCAAUGGACGCAGGAGUUUCUCUUGUCAUACUUACUGCAAAACACCACGAUGGAUUUUGCUUGUGGCCUUCAAAAUAUACUGACCAUUCUGUCAAACUUAGUCCCUGGAAAAAUGGACAUGGUGACGUGGUACAAGAGUUUGUAAAUGCGGCUAAAGCUCGCGGAGUCGAUGCAGGAUUGUAUUUAUCUCCUUGGGAUCGCCAUGAUCCGAGAUAUGGCCACGAUUUGCAGUAUAAUGAAUACUACUUAGCUCAAAUGCAAGAACUACUCACCAGAUAUGGAAACGUGAGGGAGAUAUGGUUCGAUGGAGCAAAGGGUCCAAAUGCGGUUAACAUGUCAUACUAUUUUACAGAGUGGUUCGCCAUGGUGAAAGAGUUGCAGAGUUCCAUUAACGUAUUUUCGGAUGCGGGUCCGGAUGUUAGAUGGGUUGGUAAUGAAAAAGGAUUCGCUGGAAGCACAUGCUGGUCGACCAUCAAUCGCACAUCUCUAUCAAUAGGAAAUGGAAGCAUCGUUGAGUGAGUAUUUUUUAUUAACCAAAUCA